Messenger RNA from Priapulus caudatus, 3437 nucleotides. RefSeq names its product serine-rich adhesin for platelets-like. The record is from RefSeq and is a predicted model, not a curated record. Bases 549 to 3437 code for a protein of 962 amino acids. The transcript has 3 exons. Lineage: Eukaryota; Metazoa; Priapulida; Priapulimorpha; Priapulimorphida; Priapulidae.
GUGAUUCAGCAAUGACAACAGAGGAAAAAACGUCAACAGCAAGAGCAGACGUAGAGAAAUCAAUAGAAGCAGCAACAGACGUAACGGUAGCAAUUGUGAAGGGAAAUAAGACAGUAGGACCCAGUUUGGUAGAGCAACCAACAGCCGUAUUAGAGUGGACAGCAGAAACAGUCACAGAGAAAACGACAGACGCAACAGAAAGCAUAACAGAAACUACAUCAGCACCUGAGGCAGCAACGGGGGUAGCAGCAGCAGAAGCACACGAAACAACUGUGUCAUUGGAGAUGAUAUCAGCAACAAUCAUAACAGGUGACGAUACAACAACACCAGCGAUUGAAACGCCCGCUAUCACUACAUCAGAAAAGGAAAGCGCAAUGCCUGUAAUGGAUACAGCUUUAACAAAAGCCACAUCGGAUGCGAUAGCCGCAACAACUCCAGGUGAGAGAUCGAUCGAAACAACGUUAGACACAAUGCCAACAGUAGCGAAAUUGACACCUAACGAAUCAGCAGCGCCUGUAGCAGCAGUGACCGAACAAGGUACGGGAAUGAUGACAGCGGGAACAAUUCCAGGAAAAACAUCAAACGAACCGAGCCCGACAUUAGCAGACGAAAUGCCAGUCGCGGCAACGAUAUCGGUGGAAACUACAGCAUAUACAACGCCAGAAGAUUUGCUAGCGUCAGCGGUAUAUGAGGAAGAAAAAGCUGGGUCAAAACUAGCAACAUCCGCAGCAGACGAAAGCACGGCAAAUGAAACAGUAGAAGGUGCGGAAAUAACAGCAGCAACGCCAGAUGGUGUAACUCCGUAUGACGUGACAGUAACAUCAACAACAACGACGACAUUAUCAUCAUCAUCAUCAUCAUCAUCAUCAUCAUCAUCAUCAUCAUCAUCAUCAACAACAACGUUAUCAUCAAUAACAACAGCAACAACAACAAUAUUAGACGACAUAACAUCAGCACCACCACUAGCCGAGACACCUAAACCUAUAACAAUAGACAGCAUAACCUUAGCGCCAAUAGCAGACAACAUAAAAUUAGCAGCAACAAUACACGACACAACACCAGCAACUAGCUCCAACAACACGACAUCGACACGCGACGCGCAAUCAGUCAUAUUUACUGACAACACAACGACACCAAUGACCACAGACAAGGUAAUAACAGCGACACCGCCAGACAACACAACACUAGUAACAACAUCAUUCCCCACGCCAGUAGCAAUUACAGAAGACUCAACAGCAGUCAGGACUCUAGCCAACACAGCGAAAAAGAAAUCCACACACAACACGUUGACAACUACAAGUACGAUUGACACGCAAUCAGAAUCAACAGAAGAUAACACAUCAGUGGAAACAGUGGAAACAAACAAAACAAACGUAACAAUCGCAGAAAACACUACGAUACAUACACCAUCAGACAACUCAGCAAUAGCAGAAACAAUCUCAAACAGCACAACUACAGCAGUAACAUCAGCCAACUCAACAAUAACAGUAACAACAUCAGACACUACGACAAAAGCAAUAACAUCAGACAACACGGCAACACCACCAAUAAUAGAAGACCCAACAACAGCAAUUCCAGUCAACAAGGAAACAGUAAAACUCCAGUCUGACAUGACGGCAGCGACAGCAUUUUACAACACAGCAGUACGAACAAUCACAGACGAAAUAUUAGCAACAGAUGUAACCACAGACAACACGAAAACCGCAACAGAUACAGAUACAGGUAACAUUACUGCAAUAUACACAGACGACAUGACAACAACAACAACAACAAGUACAACCACAGACAACACAACAGCCGCAACUGCCAUUUACAACACAACAGCACCAACAAUUACAAACAACACAGUAACAGAUAUACACAGGGACGUCAUAACAACAGCGACGGCACUACACAACGCAACAGUAGAAAUAACAACAGACAACUACGCAAAAGCAAACACAACAAGCAGCACAGCAGCAGCAGCAGCAGAAGCAAUCAUCACGGAUAACACGAAGGCAAUCAUAACAACACAAGGCUCUACAAAUACAGUUACGGCCUCAUCGGACGCGCUAGCAAUAACCACAACAGAUAGCACAACCGCAGACACACCCGCAUAUAACGUCACAACGGUAACCACGUUUACGGGUGACGUAACAACAGUAACAGUUCUACAUGAUACAAUAACAGCAACGUUAGGGGUAGACGUGAUCGGGGUUUCAACAGCAGAUCUAGACAGCACAACAACAGCAAAAGCAGCACACGAUACAAUGGCGUUAACAAUUACAGAAAACACAACCGCAACUGCAACCGUCGUCAACAUUUCAUCUGCAACGGACAAACUUCACACGUCAUUAGCAACAAACUUAUACAACACAACGACAAAAACUACUGCUAGUAACUCAACAGCGGAUACAGUUACAGCCGCAGAAACAGUCGUGCACAAUAUCACAGCGGCUGCAUCUGAUAAUAACUUAACAACACAAGCAAUGACGGAUAAAACAGUAACGACUAAACUUUUAGACAAGCCUACAGCUGCAACAAUUCUAGAAUACCCACCUUCGUCAGAGACCACAGAAAAUAUAACGAUAGAAAUGACCACAGACGGCACAACAACAAUUGCAACCGCAGACAACACAACAAGAGCAACAACAUUAUACAACACAAUAACCCCAACAAUCACAGAUGACGUAGCAACAGCUCCAAUCACAGACAACACUACAACAGAAACAACAUUAUACAACAGAACGGCUCCAACAGUCACAGACGACGCAACAACAGAGACAACUACAGACAACAUAACAACUGUAACAUCCACAGAAAACAUAACAACAUCAGAAAGCUUAUACAACGCAACAGCGCAGACAGAGACAUAUGAAGUAACAACAGACAGAACCACAGAAAACACAGCAACCGCAACAGACUUUUACAACAACACAACGGCACCAAUAAUCAGAGACAAAACAGAAAUGGACACAACCGCGUACAAUACAACAACCACACAAACUAUAGACAACAUAACAACAGCAAGAGAUACAACCACAGACAACGCAACAUUAAAAAUAACCACGGAUGACACGACAGCACCAAUAGCCUUUUACAACACAACAGGACUGACAAUUCCGGACGAAAUAGCAACAGACACAACCAUAGGCAACACAACAACCGCAACAGAUACAGCUACGGACAAGAAUACAACUACAGAUAAUACAACAACGGCAAUAACCACAGACGACAUAGUAACAACAAGCACAGCAACAACAAAAACAACAUUACACAACACAACAGCUUCAACAAUUACAGAUGGUACAACAACAGAUACAGCGACAUACAACACGACAACAGCAACAGAUAAAGCUAAAGCUGACUUCACCUACGAUACCAGACACAGAAGAUUCUACGACGACAAAAAGUACAACGUUAUUACCGUCAUCAAUAGAGCCUACCCUCAACACUAG